Molecule: messenger RNA, 2620 nt
Organism: Drosophila ficusphila
Lineage: Eukaryota; Metazoa; Arthropoda; Insecta; Diptera; Drosophilidae
Gene: MFS10
Product: putative inorganic phosphate cotransporter
Exons: 2
Coding region: 465-2183 (572 amino acids)
Biological process (GO): monoatomic anion transport; transmembrane transport
Molecular function (GO): transmembrane transporter activity
Source: RefSeq, a predicted model, not a curated record
ACAAUUACUCCAAUGGAUUUUGUUAAAAUUUAAUCAAACUUGUAGAGCCUUUGAGUUAAAAAUUUGUAUCAUCAUAAGCUGAUCUUUAAUUCUGUAUCAUUAGUUUUUCUGUGUGGGUUGUUUAUCCCCCUUCGACCAUUUGGCUCCCCUAACUACGCCCCCCAGCUUGUGGUUAGAAGCAACGUUUGCUGGCGCUGCCUUUUGUUUAGGUUUGUUGUUGCGCUGUCCGUCAGUCUGCGCUGGUUUCCGCAGACGUGGAGAGGUGUCCGCUCGCUAGUGCUCUCUCUCGCUGCCGCUCCGCCUGAAUACCGCUUCCGCUACAAGUAACAACUAAUAACUAACAACUGCCGCUCCGGCAGAGAAAAUGCGCUGGCAGUUGCAGCUCCAAACGCUCCAAACGCUUCGAACGCUCAAACAACUCCAAUAGGAAUCCAAAUAUCCAGAAAUCGGCAAAUCCAAUCAGAAUGCCACCGCACAAAUGGACGGACGAAUCGCGCGACGCGUCCUGCUACUACGAGGGUACAUCUGCGUCCAGGUUCCGCCGGCCGUCGUCCUCCUCCAACUCGUCCGCCGAUGUGGACCGCUCCGAUGACGAAGCGGACGACGAACGGGAGGCGUUCUGCUCCGGCGAACGACCGCUAAUCCGCUCCAGCGGCGCAGCGGAGGUGAACCAUGGCUGUGGCCCCAAAACACGUCACAUCUUCGGAUUCAUGGGCUUCCUGGGAUUCGCCGUCGUCUAUGCGAUGCGGGUAAAUCUCUCGGUGGCCAUUGUGGCGAUGGUCAACCAGACGGCCAUCCCGCACAGCAACUCAUCGGUGGUCGAUACGGACACCUGUCCGCUGCCGGAACCAAAUCACAACGGCACCGAUCCGAAUCCGCAGAGGGAGGGCGACUUCGUUUGGGACGAGGCCACGCAGGGAUUGGUCCUCGGCAGCUUCUUCUACGGCUAUGUGCUGACCCAAGUGCCCGGCGGACGAAUGGCCGAGUUGUACGGCGGCAAGAAGAUCUACGGCUAUGGAGUACUGAUCACGGCAAUCUUCACACUUCUAACCCCGCUGGCUGCCCAUUGGGAUCUGCCGCUCCUGGUUCUGGUCCGCAUCCUGGAGGGAAUGGGCGAGGGUGUCACCUAUCCGGCCAUGCACGCCAUGCUGGCCCAGUGGAUACCGCCGCUGGAGAGGAAUAAGUUCGCGGCCGUCGUCUAUGCGGGUUCCAAUAUCGGAACAGUGAUAUCGAUGCCGCUGGCGGGUUGGCUGUGCUCCCUGGACUUCCUGGGCGGCUGGCCAUCGGCGUUCUACAUCUUCGGACUGCUGGGCAUCUUGUGGUUCAUGGCCUGGAUGUAUCUGGUGUACGACAAGCCCAGCGAUCAUCCGCGGAUCUCCAGUUCGGAGCGGGAGUACAUCGAGAGGAGUCUGCUGACCCAGCGGCUGAUGAUCGGCGAGGAGGACUUGGCAGAGCCGGAGGAGGAUGGAGGCGAGGGGGACGAGGUGAAUCUGAGGCGACCGCAGGACGAUCCAAUACCCUGGACAAAGCUGCUCACAUCGGUGCCCCUGUGGGCCAUCCUAAUAACCCAAUGUGGCCAAGGUUGGGCCUUCUACACACAGUUGACUGAACUGCCCACCUACAUGAGCAACAUCCUCCACUUCGACAUCCAAUCGAAUGCGCUGCUAAAUGCCAUUCCCUACCUGACCGCCUGGUUCGUGGGCAUCGCCUGCUCCACUCUGGCGGAUUGGAUGCUCGCCAGGCGAUACAUAUCCCUGCUGACCUCCUACAAGAUGUGGAACACGGUGGGCUCGGUGAUUCCGUCGCUGGGACUGAUCGGCAUCAUCUAUGUGGGCUGCGAUUGGGUGUGGGUCACCUUCAUGCUGGCCGGCGUGGGAUCUUUUGGCGGAGCCGUCUACGCCGGCAACCAGAUGAACCACAUAGCCUUGAGUCCCAAGUAUGCUGGCACCAUGUAUGGAAUUACCAAUUCGGCGGCAAAUAUUUGCGGAUUUCUGGCACCGUAUGUCAUCGGGUUGAUAAUCAAUCACCGCGAAACGCUGACCCAGUGGCAUCUGGUCUUUUGGCUGGCGGCGGGCUUGAACAUCGCCGGUAACUUCAUCUACCUGAUCUUCGCCAGCGCCGAGGAGCAAAGCUGGUCGAAGGCACCGCCAACCGCACGCAUCUCACGAUCCCCACGCGCCUGAAGCUUGAAGCUUGAAGCAAGCAAGAAAGAUAGAAAGAAACUAUUCGCUAUUUUAGUUAGUUUAUAAGCAUUUGUGAUAAUUCCGAUAUGAGCGCGUAUAUAUUCUACAUAUAUAUGCGAUCGACGUUUCCCAGUUGCAGUAUGUAAGAAGUGGCUUCCAAAUACCGAAACUAGUGCUACCAAAUUGAAUUGGGUAAUCGAAAAAGGACGUUAACUGUUUUAGUGUAUUGUAUACGUGUAUCGUCCUUUUAUAUGGACUUUUGUUUUGCUAGGCGUCUUUUUUGUAUAACCAUAUACCAAUAACAACUAUAUAUAUUUAUAUAUCUAAGAUAUACACGCUCGAAGGCACUUAGAUCUGACGAAAAAAACAGCACAAACAUAUCGAACGGCUUUAGCAGACUGUAACCAAUAAAUCGAUGUGAGUGAGUAAAAUUUUAA